GGAGAUCGAGGCAAGCGUCGCAAAAGCGCGACGACAGAAGGGACGGGCAGUGCUGGAAAAGUAAAUUCAGGACGAUUUCAGAUAUUCUUGUUGUAUGGCCCCUUUAUCGUUCGUGAUGAAUUCUAUUCAGGGGCACCUUUCCCAAGAAGGAAAGCUACAGGAACGCAAAAGUGCGGACAAAGAGGAGGCUCAAACCAACGAUAAAGCGACUGUCAAAGGAUGUAAAAGCAAGGCUUUGAGUCUUCCAUUCAGUGUGGAAUCUUUAAUAUCAGACAGAACGAGCACAAGGACUUUAUACGCCUCAUCUGAAUCGGGUAUUAUAUCUCCGACAUCCGGUGCAGAUGAGCGGCUGAGGCUCUCGCCCAUGGCUCUUUACGCAGAUAGAAAGAUCCCAAUGGAGAGCGUCUCAAACCUAUCCGACUGCAAGAGAGGAGAUAUGGAGGAACUUGGCGACAAGGGACAGAGCGGCUGGUUUCAGACACCCUCGUACACCUCUCCGCCAAGGCAUUCAAGUCCACCCCCGUGCACCUUGAGAAAGCAUAAGAACAACCGAAAACCUCGGACCCCGUUCACCACCUCGCAGCUACUUGCUUUGGAGAGAAAAUUUCGUCAAAAACAGUAUCUCUCCAUUGCGGAGAGAGCGGAAUUUUCCAAUUCACUCAAUCUUACUGAGACUCAAGUUAAAAUUUGGUUUCAAAACAGACGGGCGAAGGCAAAAAGACUCCAAGAGGCCGAGUUAGAGAAACUGAAACUUGCAACCAAGCCAUUAUUACCUGCGUUCGCCUUUCCGUUCCCACUAGGAACACAUGUUGGUUCUCCAUCCCUCUACGGACCGUCCAGUUCCUUCCCUAGACCUGCGUUACCAGUCCCAGGACUUUUCGGUGGGCCAGUGACCUACGGAAUGUAUUACUUGUCUUAACCGACUGAAGCACGUCAUUUAUAUAAUUCACCGUCUAUAACUGCUGCGUUUUUGCCAGUCAAAAGACGAGUGAAAUAGCAAAUUUGUUCUCUUUAAAGAACUUCAGCAGUUAUCCCAGUUUAAAAGAAAUUAUUUUUGUCAUCUACAAAGUUUACUCCAAAAGUGAGUAUCCCAAAAUUAGCUUAGAGGGAUAAAAAAAAAAGAGACAGCCUUUAAGUGUGCAAUGUAUUUUUCCCUGAAUACAAACUUAUCUGGUAUAAUAUAGAAUUAUGCAGACAUACAAUUAUGUAGCUAAAUGUCAUUUUUCCUAAGAGAAAUAACACUUCCAAGUGAUUUUUUUAAACCAUGACUGAGGGCACAUUUUCAGCCGAUUUGGGAAGUUUCUGCCAGCAUCACUUGUAGAUACGAGAUGUGCAAGAAAACACCCAAUGUAUGUGCAUGGUCAGAAUCACUAAAAUAAAAACUGAUUUCAGUUUGACUAGGUCCUAUGACAUUGCUACUUUCCAUUACUUGGCUAUAGGCUAACUAAUUCGGGCCUAAGUGGACAGUCAAUGUGAGCAAUUCUUUAAAUGAAUAUACGUCAUACCUUCACGUAAACCAAAUAUUUCUAAAACCAAAUUAUUACAAAGAUUGUACCCCUUUUUUUUUCUUUUUGUUUUUUAAUAAUUUGACAGAUUUCCCCAUUUUAGUUUUAAAUACGUUGCUCGUUAUUUCAUUGGACUUUACUAUGAAGAGGAAAUAGAGGAUAAAAAAAACAGCAUCGCCCGUUAUCCCAUAACUUUACUGAAAAGUAAAAGUAAAAAAAACGUAAUAGUUUUUUUGUUGUUGUUGUUGUUGUUUUUCUACGUGCUGUUGGAUUCAUUGAGGAUUUUGGCCUGUUUUUUCUUUUUUUCGUCUGUUUAGCCAUUAUCCCUUAGUAGGCUACACAUAUGCUAGUUUGCUAGGUUUUAAGAUUAAUCACUAGAUUUUUAUUACUGUAAAUACACGUAUAUACUACAGAUUUUGCAUUCCCCUUUUGAAAAAGUUACAAAUAGGAUUGCUGAUAUUUAUACACUGUUUGCAUUUAUCUUGUGUAAAUUAUUGUAUAUUUUAUAUGUAUAUACAAAUUAGAAAAAUAAUCUUUUGCAUUAAAAAAAAACCCACAAUAAAUCUCAC
Molecule: messenger RNA, 2074 nt
Organism: Myxocyprinus asiaticus (Chinese sucker)
Lineage: Eukaryota; Metazoa; Chordata; Actinopteri; Cypriniformes; Catostomidae
Product: homeobox protein MSH-C
Exons: 2
Coding region: 95-919 (274 amino acids)
Biological process (GO): embryonic morphogenesis; regulation of transcription by RNA polymerase II
Cellular component (GO): nucleus
Molecular function (GO): RNA polymerase II transcription regulatory region sequence-specific DNA binding; DNA-binding transcription factor activity, RNA polymerase II-specific
Source: RefSeq, a predicted model, not a curated record